GGAAUAAAAUGAAUGUAAAAUUGAAUCAGAUUGAAUGGAAUCUGACCAAUAACUGUCGUGGUUCAAGUAAUCUUGACUUUGAAAAUAUAAAGUUAUAUUCUACAUAUAUAUUUACCUGAAUAUUAUUAAUAUUUACAGAAUGAACGGUUUGUGUUGAAUAGAUUCCAAAAUGAAAUAUUCCACAUCACCACCAGUAAGUAGAUGUAAUUCACCAGGUCCAGUUGAAACAGGUUCAAAUUUACCUAUGCCAGUAACUUACAGACAAGACUGUAUGGGUGCAGCAACAAAAUGUUACAAGUAUCUAAGGAAAUUAUUAAAAUUUGAACAAAUGGACUUUGAAUUUGCAUUAUGGCAAAUGAUCUUUUUAUUUAUAUCGCCACAAAAAGUAUAUAGAAAUUUUCAAAGUAGAAAACAGACAAAGUCACAAUUUGCAAGGGAUGAUCCUGCAUUUUUGGUACUAUUAAUGUGUUGUCUAUGUAUAUCUUCUAUUGGUUUUACCAUUGUUUUGGGAUUAGGAUUUCUUCAAUUUAUAAAGCUACUAUUUUAUAUGAUAUUUAUUGAUUAUCUUGCAGCUGGCUUAAUAGUAGCAACAGUAUUUUGGAUUAUAACAAAUCGUUAUCUAAGAAUUGACAAAACCCAAGAUGUAGAAUGGGGUUAUGCAUUUGACAUACACUUAAAUGCAUUUUUUCCACCUUUAGUCAUACUCCAUAUCGUACAGUUGUUUUUGUACAAUGGUCUUAUAAACUAUGAUACAUUUUCAUCACGAUUUGUUGGAAACACAAUCUGGUUAAUAGCUAUUAGUUACUAUAUUUACAUAACAUUCUUGGGUUACACAAGUAUGGAAAUACUUCACAAAACACAUAUAAUAUUAUCAACAUUACCAAUAAUAUUAGUAAUGUAUAUUAUGACAACUUGUGCAGGUAUCAAUAUUAGUCAUUUAGUUAUGGAAUUUUACCAUUAUCGAGUUGUUUGAAUAAAGCUUAUUUUAUUACAAAA
This is a messenger RNA of Bombus pascuorum, 996 nucleotides long. RefSeq names its product protein unc-50 homolog (gene Unc50). Gene Ontology annotation, cellular component: Golgi membrane. The transcript is spliced from 7 exons. Bases 170 to 973 code for a protein of 267 amino acids. The record is from RefSeq and is a predicted model, not a curated record. Lineage: Eukaryota; Metazoa; Arthropoda; Insecta; Hymenoptera; Apidae.